Messenger RNA from Pecten maximus, 4284 nucleotides. Its product is annotated as carbohydrate sulfotransferase 11-like. Lineage: Eukaryota; Metazoa; Mollusca; Bivalvia; Pectinida; Pectinidae. The transcript has 4 exons. The record is from RefSeq and is a predicted model, not a curated record. The coding region runs from base 262 to 1572 and encodes 436 amino acids. Gene Ontology annotation, molecular function: sulfotransferase activity. Gene Ontology annotation, cellular component: membrane. Gene Ontology annotation, biological process: carbohydrate biosynthetic process.
UCAGAUUCAAGUAUAUAUGAGUACAUGUCCUUGUAUAGAAAUUUUAUAAUGUAAAGUUCUUUUUGUUGCAUUGUGUUAAGUCAUUGAAACUCUCAAGUUACUUCAAUAACUGUAUGUUGAUUAUAUCAUAUUUUCGUUUUUAAUUUUACAAUGUUUUAAGCAUAAAACUUUGCGUGAAUCAUAUUUUUCGAAUCAUUCUUAUAAUAAUAUAUAUUUGGGAUAUAAGCUAUCGGUAAAAAAGUGGAUGCUUAUUCUGGGAAGAUGCGGGUAUCUCUGUUAAAAGGCUUUCUUGUGCUGCUUGCUUUCAUUUCACUAGCCUUAUUCUUUGGAAUGGACUUUAAACCACAACAGAAAGAUUUACCACAGGCGCUCAACCUAGUGAACAUUAAGACAAACUCAGACGAAAAGAACAAACAAAAAGCUAUAAAGAUCAAACUGAAUAACAAUACAUCACCUAUGAAGGAUGUAUAUAAGGUGAGGAGGGAUCGGAUCACAAAGAUGUGUGCAGAGAACAGAUCUAAGUUUGUGGGCCGCAAAGGCGAUACUUUAUCACGUAUCAUCAUCGAUCGAAAACAACGACUAGCCUAUUGUGCCGUACAGAAGUCAGCGUCUACAUUCUGGAAACGGGUAUUUCGGAUUGUGAAUGGAGAAUCAAAUGCCAACUCUCCUUUCCUCCCGUCCGUAUCCGCCACUUUGACAACGUUUGAUUCUUUACGUCUUCUGCCUGAAAAUCAGCGUGCUGCUUUCACAGAGAAAGCAUUAUCUUUUAUGUUUGUCCGAGAACCAUUUGGCCGGUUAUUUUCCGGUUACGUUGACAAAUUAUUUUCACCUAAUGUCAUAUUUUGGAAAGCUUAUGGUGCGUUUGCGGUGUCGGUUGUCAGAAAGAAUCCGAGCAGAAUGGAUUUAAAGUGUGGUCAUGAUGUCACAUUCAGAGAGUUUGUUAAGACGGUUCUGUAUGACGAGAAUUACAAUAUCAGAAGGAAUGGACAUUUCACUCCCCAAUAUGAACAUUGUGAUAUAUGUCACUACAAGUAUGAUAUAAUAGGUAAACUAGAAAGCCUUUCGGAAGACACCUUUUAUCUAUUGGAUCGAAUGGGGAAAACAAGACUAAGGAAAUCGCUGGAAAAUGAUUUCCAUGGACAGACUCUGAAUGACACAAUUUAUGAUCAGGUGAAACUGCUAUUUUUGUUUCGGAACCGUUUCCGAGAGUGUGGGGUUUCAUUCUUUGAAGCGCAAAAACUAAUGUGGAAAAAGUUUCAAAUUAGAGGUAUUAUCAGUAAAAACUCCAAAUAUCCAACAACAAGAGAGAAAAGUGAGAGAAUGACCAGGGAAAUCCUUACAGAAUUAAUACACAAAGGAAUCGGAGAUGCACGUGACAAAAACGUAGCUAAACAGAACAAAAACGACGCUUUGUUAGAAGCGUUUUCCACGUUGGACAGAGAAGACAUGGAUAGAUUAAGUAAGAUGUUUGAACCAGACUGUGAGUUGUUUGACUACGACUGUCGACCUUCCAAACUCUUCGAUAUAAACAGUCCUAUAAAGCCCUGGUAUUUUGAUAUCAAUACCGCUUAAUAUAGUUCAUUUAUAUUCUGUAAGGGCAACAGCCUGGCUUUAUGUUUGGUAGGACAAUUACAUCGUUAUGUGUUUGGUAGGACAAUAACAUGGGUAUGUGUUGGGUUGGACAAUAAUAUGGUUAUGUGUUCGAUAGGACAAUAAUAUGGUUAUGUGUUUGUUAGGAGAAUAACUCGGUUAUGUGUUUGGUAGGACAAUAACAUGGUUAUAUGUUUGUUAGGACAAUAACAUGGUUAUAUGUUUGUUAGGACAAUAACAUGGUUAUGUGUUCGAUAGGACAAUAAUAUGGUUAUGUGUUUGUUAGGAGAAUAAAUCGGUUAUGUGUUUGGUAGGACAAUAACAUGGUUAUAUGUUUGUUAGGACAAUAACAUGGUAAUAUGUUUGUUAGGACAAUAACAUGGUUAUAUGUUUGUUAGGACAAUAACAUGGUUAUAUGUUUGUUAGGACAAUAACAUGGUUAUGUGUUUGUUAGGACAAACUGGGCUUAGAAAUAAAUUCUUCAAGACCAGAUAUCAUGGAUUUUCAGCAAACAAAAAAAACUUAAAAUAGGGAAGUACAUGCUUCACUUCAUUAGGGAUAGAUUAUGAUGGCAAUAAAGUCUUUAAUAUCGGUUUGGAAUAAAAGAAUACUUACACAAUAGGUUAAAUAAAAGCUUCUUUUAAUAUCUCCGUUAAGCCAUUUAUUUAUAUUGCUUCCUACAAAAUAUUGAAGAGUACAAUUGUAGUAAGUGCGGGUGAAUAUAGAAAAACUCUGCUAAUACUGUCACCUAGUGAUGGACAAAGACAGUUAUUAAUUGUUGAUUAGCCAUGGAUUCACCAAGGAUGAGACGGCCUGGAAACAAAUACUCAAUUAUAGAUUUAGAGCUCCGAUAACGUAUACGCUAAAAAAAAUGGAAGGCAGUUAAGCGUUUAACCUAACCUUUGAAUGGAAAACGCCAAUACAAGAAGUUUUUUUCGCGGAUCAGGCAGACAUCUUUUUAAAUUUGCUGAAUCGCUAGCAUACCCUUUUAAAAACUUAUAAACAACGACGUUAUUUUUGAACUCUCACCCUCUACCUCCUUGUUUACAAUUUGCUAUAAGUUUAUUAAAGUAAUAUAUUACCUGUAUAUAUUUUGUGUUUCUAUAAUCAAUCAAUAUAUUUGAUCACUUUAUUUAUAAAUGUAUUGUCAACCUCUGUGAGGGUGGCUAUCAAUAUAUUACAUGUGAUUUUUUUAUGUUAUGUUAUUAUAUAAUCAAUCAAUAUAUUUGAUCACUUAAUUAAUUAAUGUUUUGUCACCCUCUGUGAGGGUGGCUAUCAAUAUAUUACAUGUGAUUUUUUUAUGUUAUGUUAUUAUAUAAUCAAUCAAUAUAUUUGAUCACUUAAUUAAUUAAUGUUUUGUCACCCUCUGUGAGGGUGGCUCCCAAUAUAUUACAUGUGAUUUUUUUAUGUUAUGUUAUUAUAUAAUCAAUCAAUAUAUUUGAUCACUUAAUUAAUUAAUGUUUUGUCACCCUCUGUGAGGGUGGCCAAUAAUGUAUUAUAUGUAUUUUAUAUGUUUUGUUCUUCUAUAAUCAAUCAGUAUUUGAUCAUUUAAUUAAUAAAUGUUGUGUCACCCUCUGUGAGGGUGGCCUUAUAGUGGUUGAAAGUCAGUGUAUAGGUACAUAAACAAUACAUUUGUACAAUUUUCUAUUUAAAAGUAAAUCAAGUAAAAGGAGAUAAAGUUAUAACAUCUUAUGAAGAAGGAACCUUAAAAUAAGAAAUUCAGACAGAUGUAUAAUAAAUUUGGAAAUUGUUGUCUCAUUGUGUCGAAAUGUUAUUUUAUAAACAACAAUUAGCAAAUAUUAGAAAAACAAUAAUGCAUGGUACAAAAAUUGGGUAUAUUUGAUCUAUUACAUUGUUUGUUUAUAAAGAUAGGUCUUAUAAAUGUUUGAUUGAAGACUUUGAUGCAAAUUUCAACAUUGAUACUAAUUAUUCAAGUUUUCAAAGUCUAAUAAAUGCUAUAUAUACCUACUCCUAAUAUAUGGGCUAAUAUAUCUUUUCUAUUAAUACUAACCAGAUGCAGACGCCUGUGAUAAUAUACAUCAUAUCAAUGAUGUGUAGAUGUUAGCUGAUUAUAUUGCUAAUCAUAUGUAGAAAGUUACCUUUUGGCCAAAAAUUUUCAUAUAAACUUUUAUGAGUUUAUUCGUUCAUUUCCAACCAUUCAAGUUGUAAUAUAACAUCUGAUAUGCAAAAACUGAAAGGAAACGCGCCCAACCAUUUAGAUUAGAUUGUAAUAUCAAAAAUAUAACAUGAUAGAACAUGAUAGAAAGUUCAUGUGUAAGGGAAAAUAUCACCCAUUAUCGAUUGCAUGGUGAAAGAAUCCGAAACACGAAAAAAAAACAAAAACUAAAUAAAAUAAAAAAUACGGUGACACCGACAAAUACUUAGAGAAUUAGGAGGUUGUUCUGGGAGGGUAAGUGUCUUCUAUAUCAAUUAUGUCAAUCUAAAGAUAUUCUGAAAACGCCACAUCAAUGGGGUAGUGACGUCAGAAUCACCAGGCUAAUUGAUGCUACCAUUCUGAUGCUGAUUUCGUUUAUUUGUUUAUCUAUUUAUCUAUUCAUUAAUAGUAGACAGUUUCACUUUUAAGGAUGAAUCCUAUAUCAACAUAAUAGCCGAGUAAUCUAAAAGUAACUCGAAGAUCAGGCUAAAACGAUGAAAAAGUUAUCUACUUUAUCAAGAUUAAAACAUCUUUUCACA